AUGGAUGUUCCAAUCAUGGUUGGAGAUUGCUACAUCCCUGCUGAUUUUGUAGUUCUUGAGCUGGAACACCAACCUAAAGACCCUCUUAUCUUGGGAAGGCCAUUCCUAGCUACUGCAGGAGCUAUAAUAGAUGUCAAGAAUGGAAAGAUUGACUUGCAUCUUGGAGAUAUAGUGAUGAAUUUCGAAGUAAACAAGUCUAUGGAGAAGCCAACUGUAGAUGGUCAAGCUUUUUGGAUUGGAGAGCUCGCAGAGACAAGAGAAGAAGUGCUGGAUGAACUCCUUCUUAUUGAUCCCUUGGAGCUAGCUUUGACAAAGGCUGAGAAUGAAGCUCCAAAAGCCGAGCUCAAACAACUCCCAGUUGGUCUAAGGUAUGAAUAUCUUGGUCCUAAUGAAACAUAUCCUGUUAUUGUUAAUGCUGCACUAACAAAAGAAGAGACCGCUUUACUUGUUCGCGAACUGAGAAAGCAUAGAAAGGCUCUUGGUUAUUCUUUGGAUGAUUUAACAGGAAUCUCACCUGAACUAUGCACACAUCGCAUCAUCCUGGAGGAUGAGUCUAGUUCUUCAAUUGAACACCAAAGGAGGCUAAACCCAAACCUAAAGGAAGUUGUCAAGAAGGAGAUAAUGAAGCUAUUGAAAGCUGGAGUGAUUUAUCCAAUAUCAGAUAGUGCAUGGGUCAGCCCUGUACAUGUCGUGCCAAAGAAAGGAGGGAUCACAGUCAUCAAGAAUGAACAUGAUGAGCUCAUUCCAACAAGGACAAUCACUGGACACAGAAUGUGUGUCGACUACAGGAAGCUGAACUCCUCCACGCGCAAGGACCACUACCCCUUGCCAUUCAUAGACCAGAUGCUUGAGCGCCUUGCCAAUCAUCAAUACUACUGUUUCUUGGAUGGAUACUCAGGAUUUUUCCAAAUUCCAAUCCACCCAGAUGAUCAGGAGAAGACUACAUUCACUUGUCCCUAUGGCACAUAUGCUUAUAGGAGAUGCCUUUUGGAUUGUGCAAUGCUCCAGCUACAUUCCAAAGGUGUAUGA
Molecule: messenger RNA, 1029 nt
Organism: Microthlaspi erraticum
Lineage: Eukaryota; Viridiplantae; Streptophyta; Magnoliopsida; Brassicales; Brassicaceae
Source: the annotation of a GenBank genome assembly